This is a messenger RNA of Trichomycterus rosablanca, 321 nucleotides long. Its product is annotated as histone H4-like. Gene Ontology annotation, biological process: nucleosome assembly. The transcript has 2 exons. Gene Ontology annotation, molecular function: protein heterodimerization activity; DNA binding; structural constituent of chromatin. Lineage: Eukaryota; Metazoa; Chordata; Actinopteri; Siluriformes; Trichomycteridae. The record is from RefSeq and is a predicted model, not a curated record. Gene Ontology annotation, cellular component: nucleosome. The coding region runs from base 1 to 321 and encodes 106 amino acids.
AUGUCAGGAAGAGGCAAGGGCGGCAAGGGCGGCAAAGGUCUUGGAAAAGGAGGUGCUAAGCGUCACCGCAAAGUUCUCCGUGAUAACAUCCAGGGUAUCACUAAACCAGCCAUCCGCCGUUUGGCUCGCCGUGGCGGUGUGAAGCGUAUUUCCGGCUUGAUCUACGAGGAGACCCGCGGUGUGCUCAAGGUUUUCCUUGAGAACGUCAUCCGUGAUGCCGUCACCUACACCGAGCACGCCAAGAGAAAGACGGUCACCGCUAUGGACGUGGUGUACGCUCUGAAACGCCAGGGACGCACCCUGUACGGAUUCGGGGGUUAA